CAGCAGUAGACUGGGGGGGCUGAUGUAGGUGGGGGUCAACCAUCCAACCACACCUUUAGCAAGACGUGCUUGUGUCAGACCACUAACAGAAGGGAAAAAUUAACUCUACAUUCACAAAGACAGAAUGGCGGGAGUGAACGGUGACCGUAAAGGAAAGAAGGAUGACAACGGAAUGGGCACGGCCGUUGACUUUUUGCUCUCUAAUGCCAAGCUUGUGCUUGGGGUCGGAGGAGCUGCCAUGCUUGGCAUUGCAACACUAGCAGUCAAAAGAAUGUAUGACCGUGCCAUAAGUGCUCCGACCAGCCCUACUAAGAUGGAACCAUUAGGGAAAAGGAGCUGGGAGGAGCCCAGCUGGAUGGGCUCGUCACAACGGGUACUUAACCAUGACAUGAAGUCAACAGUGAGCAGGUCACUGCAGACUCUACCCAUCACCUCCAACUCCUUUGAACCAGACUGCAUGCGGAGGGCGACGGGGCGGGGACGUAGCGUUGCAGGAGAGACCGACCUCCUCCGUGCCAGGAUGCGCCUCUCCUUACAGGAGAAACUGUGGGAAUUCUACCAGGAGCGGGUGACCAUUCCCGCUGAGGAGCAGGCCACAGCCCGCCGGGCCGCCCUGGACAUCUGCGCUGAGCUGAGGAUCUUCCUGCACGGCAAGCUGCCCGACAUGCCCCUCCGAGAGAUGUACCUCAGCGGCAGCCUCUACGAUGACCUGCAGGUGGUGACAGCGGAUCACGCUCAGCUCAUGGUCCCUCUGACCCUGGAGAAGAACCUGUGGUCGUCAGUGCCCGGUGAGGACACCAUUAUGAAUGUUCCGGGCUUCUGGCUGAUUCGCAGGGAGAACCUGGAAUACUUCCCCCGAGGCAGCAGCUACUGGGACCGCUGCAUGGUAGGAGGCUACCUCUCCCCCAAGUCUGUCUUGGAGGUGUUCGAGAAGCUGGUGGCGGGCUCCAUCAACUGGCCGGCCAUCGGCAGUGUUCUGGACUACGUGAUCCGGCCGGUGGUUCCCUCGGAGACGCUCACCCUGGAGGUCCAGUACAAGACGGACCGCCAUCUUUAUGUGGACUUCCUGCCUCUGCUGGUGAUGGACGACGGCGCCUCGCUGAUCGCCAAACCACACAGGCUGGCUGCUGAGCGCCACGAAAACCUUUGGCGGCAAAGCUUCCGCGUGGCGGAGACUGCGCGCCUGCGGGCGCUGGACCAGGAGGACGGGGGCUGCCGCUGCGUCUGCCUCAAGGUGACUAAAGCUGUGUGCAAGCUGAACCCCGCCCUGGCGUGCCUGUCGGCCAGUCAGCUCACCAGCGCCAUGCUGCUGCUGAGCGAGAAGGAGGGCGACUGGACCCAGGUGGCGCUGGCUGACCGCUUUCUGCAGUUGCUCCGCUCGCUCGUGGGACACCUAGAGGCUGGGAGGCUCCCCUGUGCCCUGAUCCCAAAGGUCAACCUGUUCUGUGAGCUGACGCCAGUGGAGGUGGAUGAGCUAGGAUAUACCCUCUACUGUUCUCUCUCUGACCCAGAGGGACUCCUAAGGACUCUUUAUUCUGACUGAGUCUGGUCAUGGGUUCUAGGGUUUAGGACAGAUGGUAUAUAAUUCUAAGGUUCCAUAGAUUCCAUACUGCAGAAGAGGAUAUGAUAGGUAAUUCAUAUGUGCUUCAGACAUGGACCAUGUCCCCUGUGACCACGUUGCUGUGUGAUUGAGUCAACAUCACGUGUCUGGAGUUGCUGUUUCAUCAAUCAAUAUGUUUCUCUUGUACUUUUUUUAUUUGUGUAAUUAUGUUUGUGAUUAAGUAGAAAUGCAAAAUCAACCACUUUGGUAGGAUAUGUUUAAAAACAUAUUUUUGACAUGCAAGCCAUAUCUGCUAAAUUCAAAUACCGGAUCAUCCAAAUACCAGUUAAACCUCAGAUGAUGAAACCAGUCUCUUCAUAAUGGUGCACGUAAGCCAUUUAUAAAUAGUACUGUACAGAGGGGUAUACUAAAAAGCAUGAUCAAGAAGUUAGCCAGCUAACUUGCCUAGAUAUCCUAAAAAUUACUUUUUUUAUGCAGAAAGAUCAUCUUCAAAUGGGCUUGGUCUAAAUUAAGCUUUCUUAAUGAACCAAAAUAAUCUAGUUAUUUCUGGUUGUUUAUCAAAGUUGAACCUGCUUCGUAGUAUAUCCCUUGGUUUAGGGCUCAGUGUUUGUUGAAUUGGGGAUUGCUUCAUUGGCUAAUAUUAUGUUACCGUAAUAUUAUGUAACCAAUUUGGAAUGAAUGAUGUCGGAAAAAUAUUAUAUUUAUUAAUUAUAAUUUAUGUGGGAAUGGAAAUUGGUCUAUUUGAAAGAUAUUUUGUUAGUUCCAUUCUCAGAUUGCUGGUCUUUCAAACUGAGAUUAUGAUGGGUAACAUUAGUCUAAUGCGAGUUAAUAUCAUGUCUUAACAGGGGCAUGAAAGAUCUUUCGGUCAAGUGAACAAGCCUCAAUAAUCGGCUCUAGCAUUAUUGGUCUCUACAUACAUUACCGGUCAAAAGUUUUAGAACACCUACUCAUUCAAGGGUUUCUCUUUAUUUUUACUAUUUUCUACAUUGUAGAAUAUUAGUUAAGUUCUCAAAACUAUGAAAUAACACACAUGGAAUCAUGUAGUAGCAAAAAAUUGUUAAACAAAUCAAAAUGCAUCUUGUAUUUGAGAUUCUUCAUAUAGCUACGCUUUGCCUUGACAGCUUUGCACACUCUUGGCAUUCUCUCAACCAGCUUCACCUGGAAUGCUUUUCCAACAGUCUUGGAGUUCCCACAUAUGCUGAGCACUUGUUGGCUGCUUUUCCUUCACUCUGCGGUCCGACUCAUCCCAAACCAUCUCAGUUGGGUUGAGGUGAGGUGAUUGUGGAGGCCAGGUCAUCUGAUGCAGCACUCCGUCACUCUCAUUAUUGAUAAAAUAGCCCUUACACACCCUGGAGGUGUGUUAGGUCAUUGUUCUGUUGAAAAACGAAUGAUAGUCCCACUAAGCCCAAAUCAGAUGGGGUGGCGUAUCGCUGUGGUAGCCACACUGGUUAAGUGUGCCUUGAUUUCGAAAUAAAAUCACAGACAUUGUCAACAGCAAAGCACCCCCACACCAUAACACCUACAUGCUUUACGGUGGGAAAUACACAUGCGGAGAUCAUCCGUUAACCCACACCCCGUCUCACAAAGACACAGUGGUUGGAACCAAAAAUCUCCAAUUUGGACUCCAGACCAAAGGACAAAUUUCCACCGGUCUAAUGUCCGUUGCUUGUGUUUCUUGGCCCAAGCCGGUCUCCUCUUCUUAUUGGUGUCCUUUAGCAGUGGAUUCUUUGCAGCAAUUUGACCAUGAAGGCCUGAUUCGCACAGUCUCCUCUGAACAGUUGAUGUGCCUGUUAAUUGAACUAUGAAGCAUUUAUUUGGGCUGCAAUUUCUGAGGCUGGUAAACUCUAAUGAACUUGUCCUCUUCAGCAGAGUUAACACUGGGUCUUCCAUUCCUCUGGCGGUCCUCAUGAGAGUUUCAUCAUAGCGCUUGAUGGUUUUUGCGACUGCACUUGGAAGAAACUUUAAAAGUUCUUGGAAUUUUCAUUAUUGACUAACCAUGUCUUAAAGUAACGAUGGACUGUAAUUUCUCUUUGCUUAUUUGAGCUAUUCUUGCCAUUUAUAUGGAUUGGUCUUUUACCAAGUAGGGCUAUCUUCUGUAUACCACCUCUACCUUGUCACAACACAACUGAUUGGCUCAAACACAUUAAGAAAUAAAUCUAUUCCACAAAUUAACUUUUAACCAAAGCUGUCUUCAAGGCAAAUGGUGGCUAUUUGAAGAAUCGGAAAUAGAUCAAAUAUAUUUUGAUUUGGUACAACACUUUCUUUUGGUUGCUAAAUUAUUCCUAGUGGUUAGAGCGUUGGACUAGUAACCGGAAGGUUGCAAGUUCAAACCCCCGAGCUGACAAGGUACAAAUCUGUCGUUCUGCCCCUGAACAGGCAGUUAACCCACUGUUCCUAGGCCGUCAUUGAAAAUAAGAAUUUGUUCUUAACUGACUUGCCUAGUUAAAUAAAGGUAAAAUAAAAAAAUCCAUAUGUGUUAUUUCAUAGUUUUGAUGUCUUCACUAAUAUUCUACAAUUUAUAUUUUUUUAACCUUUUUAUUUAACCAGGCAAGUCAGUUAAGAACACAUUCUUAUUUUCAAUGACUGCCUGGGAACAGUGGGUUAACUGCCUGUUCAGGGGCAGAACGACAGAUUUGUACCUUGUCAGCUCGGGGGUUUGAACUUGCAACCUUCAAAUCAAAUUUUAUUUGUCACAUACACAUGGUUAGCAGAUGUUAAUGCGAGUGUAGCGAAAUCCGGUUACUAGUCCAACGCUCUAACCACUAGGCUACGCUGCCGCCCCAAUGUAGAAAAUAGCAAAAAAUUAAGAAAACCCCUUGAAUGAGUUGGCGUUUAUAAAACUUUUGACCGUUAGUGUAUAUAGCUUACUAUUUAGCUGAGACUUGGAGGCAGGGUGCUUAUUACACUCUGACAUGAGAUGCCAGUUCAAAUGGACCGAUAGUUUGGUGACACCGUCAGUACUGCCACCCCUAACAAGGUAAAUUGUCUUAAGCACUGUUGUGGUCCACGAGGAAACAAGACCAGUGAGUGGGACAUGGCAGGGGUUGUUCUUCUACUGCAGGGCACUUCUGGUACUGUAGAAUGGUAUCGUACAGUUUGUGCUGUAGCCAACUCUUCUCGUCAUGUAUGGCAUUGGCAUGGCUAGAAGAGUUGCUUAUACACUCCAUACAGUAUGGGACCAGGUCACACACUUAGCCUAUUCUACCACUGUGUAAAUGGAUAGAAUGUAAUAUUGACCAUGUGAGCCGCCCCUAAAGCAAAUAAAUGCUUGUGGUACGACUGAAAUCUUGACAUUCUUGAGUUAAAAAGAACAUGUUGCCCCACGUUCUUGAAGCGAGUGUUUUUGAUUUUGGUUCAACUUAGCUCAACUUGCAGUUAUUUCUGAAAUUGAAGCAAACUUUGCAAAGGUAGAAACCAGUGGAGGCUGCUGAGGGGAGGACGGCUCAAUAAUGGCCGGAAUGGAGUGAAUGUUAUCAAACACAUUCAUGUGUUUUGAUUCCAUUCACUGCAUUCUAACCAUUAUCGUCCUCCCCUCAGCAGCCUCCACUGGUGGAAGCACCCACUAUAAGGCCUAUUGUAUAAAUCACAUAGAAACCUCCUAUCUUCAUGGGAUUUAAGUUGCGGAUGAUUUGUGUUUCCUAGUACUCCUCCCACAAAGUUGUUGAAUGAAAGAAGGUUGAGAAAUAAGAAUAUAUACUUUCAUCUUAGGUAGGUUUGCCGUUUGCACGAGUAACAAUACCAAUGUAGAAAGUUAAUCAUAGUUGUUAUACACCAUCUUUGUACUGUCUAUGAUGUCAAAUGUCUUGUGACAUUAAGAUGAAAUGCUUGACCUAUAUGUUCAUUCAUAGAUCUUUGUUAGGUAGAACUGGUUGUUGCAUACCUUGUAUGAAAAAUCUGCCAUGACUUUCUCCUACUCAUAACACAAAAUGGUUGGUGUGCAUUUGCAAAUUAAACUUUGUGAUAGUUGGGUUGUUAAGCUGAGAGCAAAAUUACCAAAAACAGAACACCUCUUUGUCAGUCACUGUGGGAAAAAAAAUAUUGUUUCCAGUUGCACAUAGUGUCUGAUCUUGCUUCAGUGGCCCCUACUGGUAUAAGGUAACUCUUGCUCAGUCAUGAUACAGUGUCUUCAGAAAGCAAUCAUACCUCUUGACUUCUUACACAUUUUGUUGUGUUACAGCCUCAAUUCAAAAUGUAUUAAAUAUAUAUUUCUCACCCAUCUACAGACAAUACCUCAUAAAUGACAAAGUGAAAAAAUGUUUUUGCAAAUGUAUUGAAAAUUAAAUACAGAAAUAUAUAAUUUCCGUAAGUAUUCACACCCCUUUAGUCAAUACAUGUUAGAAUCACUUUGCAGCGAUUACAGCUAAGUGCUUUGCACACCAGGAUUGAACAUUUAUCUGUACUUUUGUUUUUUAUUCUUCAAGCUCUGUCAAGUUGGUUGUUGCUAGACAGCCAUUUUCAAGUCUUGUCAUAGAUCUUCAAGCCAACAUUAAGUCAACUGUAACUAGGCCACUCAGGAAUAUUCAAUGUUGUCUUUGGCCUUGUUUUUUAGGUUAUUGUUCUGCUGAAAGGUGAAUGUGUCUCCCAGUGUCUGUUGGAAAGCAGACUGAACCAGGUUUUCCUCUAGGAUUUUGCCUUUGCUUAGCUUUUUAAAACAUUUUAAUCCAAAAAAACUCCCUAGGCGUUGCCAAUGACAAGCAGACCCAUAACAUGAUGCAGCCACCGCCAUGCUUGAAUAUAUGAAGAGUGGUACUCUGUGAUGUGCUGUUUGAUUUGCCCCAAAUAUAACGCUUUGUAUUCAGGACAUAAAGUUGAUUUCUUUGCCAAAGUUCUUGCAGUUUUUAUUCAGUGCCUUAUUGCAAACAGGAUGCAUGUUCUGGAAUAUUUUUAUUCUGUACAGGCUUUCUUCUUUUCACUCUGUCAUUUAGGUUAGUAUUGUGGAGUAACUACGAUGUUGUUGAUCCAUCCUCAGUUUUCUAUCACAGCCUUUAAACUCUGGUUUAUCAAUGGUGUAUUUAAAACUAUGUAAUUAAUAACUUCACCAUGCUCAAAGGAA
Oncorhynchus nerka (sockeye salmon) is the source of this 6614-nucleotide messenger RNA. RefSeq names its product mitochondrial dynamics protein MID51-like. The record is from RefSeq and is a predicted model, not a curated record. Gene Ontology annotation, biological process: mitochondrion organization; positive regulation of mitochondrial fission. The transcript is spliced from 5 exons. NCBI's taxonomy places the organism in Eukaryota, Metazoa, Chordata, Actinopteri, Salmoniformes, Salmonidae. Bases 125 to 1543 code for a protein of 472 amino acids. Gene Ontology annotation, cellular component: mitochondrial outer membrane.